AUCACGUCGAUCUAUCAGUUCUCUUCUUCUUCUCCUGUGCAGAGAGACGCCCGCCGGGUUUUUUUAUUUAUACACAUCAUCUAUACGGGAAAAGAAACUCGUCGAGGUCGUGAUCUCAGCUCCAUCCGGCGGAAGACACCGCUAGAAUGGGUGUUUUUCCUCCAAGUGGACUUUAUAUCAGUUUUGGCCGAUUUUGAUAUAAAAAAAACUCGCACACUCCCAUCAUCGACGCCCCGCUAGCUGCCGUUACUUAUCGCUGCUGAGCUGCUGCUGGUGUCGCGGCGGUCAACCUCAGACGAGGGAUAUAUAAGGAUUCUUAUUGGGAGCCGGUCCUGAGCUGCAAACAUGUCUGGGGCGUCUGUCAAAGUCGCCGUUCGAGUUCGGCCCUUCAACUCCAGGGAGACGGGCAAGGAUUCAAAAUGUAUUAUUCAGAUGCAAGGCAACACCACAACUAUUCUCAACCCCAAAGCCCCAAAGGAACCAGCAAAGACGUUCAGUUUCGAUUACUCCUACUGGUCACACACUACGCCUGAAGACCCCAGCUUUGCGUCACAGAACCGCGUGUUCAACGAUAUUGGCAAAGAAAUGCUGCAGCACGCUUUUGAGGGCUACAAUGUUUGCAUCUUUGCUUACGGCCAGACAGGAUCUGGCAAAUCCUACACAAUGAUGGGCAAGCAGGAGGAGGGCCAGGAAGGAAUCAUUCCCAUGCUUUGUGAAGAUCUAUUUGAUAAAAUCAAUGACAGCAACAACAAAGAAGAGCUCUCUUACUCAGUGGAGGUCAGUUACAUGGAGAUCUACUGUGAACGGGUACGAGACUUGCUCAAUCCCAAAAACAAAGGGAACCUACGUGUGCGAGAACACCCUCUGCUUGGCCCCUACGUGGAGGACCUGUCCAAGCUGGCCGUCACCUCCUACACAGACAUCGCUGACCUGAUGGAUGCAGGCAACAAGGCCAGAACUGUGGCCGCCACCAACAUGAAUGAAACCAGCAGCAGGUCCCACGCUGUUUUCACCAUCGUCUUCACACAGAAGAAACACGAUAGUGAGACAGACCUCUCCACAGAAAAGGUCAGUAAAAUUAGUCUGGUAGACUUGGCGGGUAGCGAACGAGCAGAUUCCACUGGAGCUACAGGCACCAGGCUAAAGGAGGGAGCAAACAUCAACAAAUCUCUCACCACGUUAGGGAAGGUAAUCUCUGCCUUGGCUGAAGUGAGCAAGAAGAAGAAGAAGAGUGACUUCAUCCCCUACAGAGACUCUGUUCUGACAUGGCUGCUGAGGGAGAAUCUGGGUGGAAACUCCAGAACAGCUAUGGUAGCCGCCCUCAGUCCUGCAGAUAUCAACUAUGACGAAACUCUCAGCACACUUCGCUAUGCCGACCGAGCCAAGAACAUCAAGUGCAAUGCUAUCAUCAAUGAGGAUCCCAACAACAAGCUGGUGCGUGAUCUGAAGGAUGAAGUGACUCGACUGAAGGAGCUGCUCCGCGCCCAGGGCCUGGGAGACAUCCUGGACAUUGAUCCUAUGGGGGAUGAUUGCCCGGGAAGUGGAAUCAAAUCCCCUAUUGGUUCCCUGACAGCCUCUCCAUCCUCUGGCUCACUGUGCGGCCAGGUGGGCCUGCAGUCGGUCACCAGCAUCCAGGAGCGCAUCAUGUCCACACCUGGAGGAGAGGAAGCCAUUGAAAGACUGAAGGAAUCGGAGAAGAUCAUUGCAGAGCUCAAUGAAACCUGGGAAGAGAAACUGAGAAAGACUGAGGCGAUCCGCAUGGAGAGGGAGGCCUUGCUUGCAGAGAUGGGUGUUGCAAUCCGCGAAGAUGGAGGCACUUUGGGCGUCUUCUCUCCUAAAAAGACUCCACAUCUGGUUAACCUGAACGAGGAUCCUCUCAUGUCAGAGUGUCUGCUCUACUACAUCAAAGAUGGAAUUACAAGGGUGGGUCAGGCCGACACUGAGAGACGACAGGACAUUGUUUUAAGUGGUGCUCAUAUCAAGGAAGAGCAUUGCAUCUUCCGCAGCGAGAGGAAUGCCAAUGGAAAUGUUGUCGUCAUGCUGGUACCCUGUGAGGGAUCGGAAACCUACGUCAACGGCAAGCGUGUUGUAAAUGCAAUCCAGCUUCGUUCAGGUAACCGUAUCAUUAUGGGAAAGAACCAUGUGUUCCGGUUCAACCACCCAGAACAGGCCAGAGCUGAGAGGGAGAAGACGCCAACUGCUGAAACCCCAGUGGAGCCUGUGGAUUGGACCUUUGCUCAGAGAGAACUUCUCGAAAAACAGGGCAUCGACAUGAAGCAGGAAAUGGAGAAAAGGCUCACUGAGAUGGAGAUCUUGUACAAGAAGGAGAAGGAAGAAGCAGACCAACUUCUGGAGCAACAGCGACUGGAUGGAGACUCUGAUAGUGGGGAUGACUCAGAUAAGAGGUCUUGUGAGGAGAGCUGGAGACUGAUCACUUCCCUGAGGGAAAAGCUGCCCCCCAGCAAGCUGCAGUCUAUCGUGAGAAAGUGUGGAUUACCCAGCAGCGGGAAGAUAAGAGAGCCCGUUAAAAUGUACCAAGUUCCACAGCGGCGCCGCAUCACCAAGGACUCCAAAUGGGUGACCAUCUCUGACCUGAAGAUCCAGGCGGUCAAAGAAAUCUGCUAUGAAGUAGCGCUCAAUGAUUUCCGCCAAACACGGCAAGAAAUCGAGGCUCUGGCUAUUGUAAAGAUGAAGGAGCUUUGUGCUAGCUACAUGAAGAAGGACCCUAACGAGCGGGACUCGUGGAGGGCAGUGGCUCGGGAUGUUUGGGACACUGUCGGAGUUGGCGAUGAGCGCAUUGAUGACGUCAUCACCAAUGGGACUCGAGCAGGAGGGGCUGUUAUGGAUGAACUAAAAGUGCACAUUGAUAAACUUGAGGACAUCUUGCACGAGGUGAAGAAACAGAAUAAUAUGAAGGACGACGAGAUCCGUUCUCUCAGGAACAAGAUGGUUAAAAUGGAAAAGGUCCUUCCGCUCAUUACCCCAGAGGGACAGGAAAAGCCUCCCAGCGUUGCCGCACCUAUUUGCGCAGCCAGAACACCAAGCCCAAUUGAGGGAAAACCUCCAGUCCCACAAAAACCUGAUGUGGAGGAAGCAGAUUUGCAAAUGGGCCAAAGUCUAGGAGAUGACUCAACCCUAAAGCGAGGCCACAUGCGCUGGAUGCGUCAAGAGCAGUUGCGCCUUAAGGGCCUUCAGCAACAAGAGAUCUCCAAGCAGCUCCGCCGGCAAACCGGACCACAUCGCUUUAUACCACCAGAGGAUCGCAAGCUGCGUUUUCCCUUCAGAAGUAACCCUAAGCACCGCAACUCAUGGAGCCCCGGUACUCACAUCAUUAUCACAGAUCAGCAGGUCAUUGAGCUAAAGGUGCCCAAAGAAGCUGUAGAGGAAGAGGAAGGAGAAGCCCAGGUGGUAGAAGGAGCACAAUCUAGAGAAAAGAUGGCUGCUGCAGUUGUCCAAGUCACUCCUCCAUUGCCUAGUCCAUCAGUCCAGCACAGGAGCAGAGACUUGGAGCAAGGUUUAAGCCAGGGUCACAGACAUAACUAUAGGAACAACCAACAUCAGCAGUCCCAUGAACGUGGCCGCAGCAACUCUUUUAAUCACCGCCAGCGGCCCUCUGGCUCCAUGGAGUCACUGCAGCAGCCUGAAAGCAACAGGAGGCACAGCCAGGUGUUCUACCAGCCCCGCCAGCACCAGAACCACCCAGUACAUCCCCAGCCACACCAUCAGCAGCAGCCGUUCCACUACAAUGGUGUGAUGUAUACAGAUAGUGGCUUUGGUGGCUACCAGCAGUACCAUCACACUGACCAUCCUAACCAUCCAAUCAGCUUCCAGGCCCCUCCUCGAAUGCGCAGGCAGAUGUCUGUCCCUGAUCUAAAAGCCAGCAGAGAGACAACAGUCUGAGUAAAUGAGGAACCCGUUUCAAAUACUUUAAAUAGGCAAACACAUUACAGAUCACAACAGCUCAGAGUCAUGUGAACAGCUGAAACUGACUGUCACCGUUGAACUUGAUCAGCGUGUUAUUGGUUGAUCCAAAAAUAUUGUAUGUAUUAUAGACAUUUUAUCACCUUUACCAUAAUAUAUGCCGUUUUAUCAGUUUUUGCUGCAUCGUGUGGCGCCAUCAUCACUAGCAUUAGGAGAACUGUCAUAAGGAACUGAAGCCUAUAGAUAAUAAGGGGAUUUUUUCCCCCCAGAAGAGACCUGUCAUCCCACCUCGUUUAUUUUUCAGCAUGUGUGACAUUUCAUCAAUCAUGCUUUGAUUUGCCAAAAUUGUCUUCAUGGUUGAAUUUCUGAGUUUACAUUGUCAUUUUAGUAUUGAUUGGUCAUGAAUGUUUUCAGCCAUUGCCGUUUGAGCACAUUUACGUGUUUCAAUUUCAUCAAUACGUUGUUAUUGCAGCCCAAAUUACAAUUGAAAACAAACAGUUAUUGACGACUGUAGUAGUGGUCAAAGAAAGUGCUUUUCAAAAAGUGCCUUUUCAUGCUCUAACUAUAUUAAACCUGCUGUACAUUUACAGCUCAGUAUUUUUUUUACCUUCAUUUUUAAUCUAUUGCCUAUGCACAAGGUUUGAGCUAAAUGCUGUAAUGUAACCUUUAUAUCUAACUUAACCCAAACUUACUUCACUUUUUAGUAAUAACAUUCUGCCUUAUUCAAAUUCUUAGUAAGUCCAUUGAUUGCUUGAUCCCAAACUACUUUCUUCUUUCUUCUCAAAUUUAUUUUGAAUAUGUAACUGCCACAUUAAUUGUAUUACAGUAUUUUUGCACUUCCUCAAGUCACAAAUAUUCUGUAUAAUCAGUAAAUGAAUACUAUACUUUUAAUGUUUAGCAAUGAGUUACUUAAUUAAGUAUUUUUAACAACCCUUACACACUACUCACAUUUUUUAUUAUUACCUAUUCCUCUACAGGAUGUUAUCAUCAAUAAUCAAUGUUUGAUUGAAUCCGGAUUUUUAGACACUUUCAAAUUUAAGAACCUAUAUGCUGAACUGACGGGAGAAAGACCUAACUAUAAGUCAAGAAACAUACAAUUAUAUGUUUUGAAAACCUCUCUAUAAGCAGUCCAGAAUAUUUAGAAUUGUUCCCCCUUCUCUUCCUGUAAAAACAGACCAUAAGCUGAUUUUAUAUUUCAUGCUGUAUAAAACUAAAUGCUGGGUUCCUGGCUGACUGAGUAAGAACAGAGUUCACCGUGUUUUGGAUGAAUGUCCUGCAGAGUGUUGCCAUGGUUCCCAAAGACUCGCCUUGAAAAUGUUGGAGGAAGGACAAAGACUUGAAGUAUUUGCAUAAUGUUAUUUGGGACAAAUAUCCAUGUCAAAUGAAAUAUUGAGAACUGCCUUGUUGUUUUCACUGCAUCACAUGCGGCUCAGUCAUGUAACCUAGAUGGAUCUGUGGUUUAUGAAAUCAGUUGUCCUUGUGAUUUAUUUUUUAUUUUUUAUUGAUUUGAAUGAGCAGCAAGUCGGCUUGCCAAUCUGUCUUUUCCUUGCUGCAGUUUUAGCUUUAAGAGAAUCCGUUAACUUUAACAUUUCACUACCAGAUGGCCUUCGCAUCAUCUUAGAGAAACAGUGACACUCGGCAGCGUGGAAGAACUUUUUGAGGACAAAAUGUUCAACUUGGCUUCGGAAUGAUGGAAUUAUUUUCUGUUCAUCUUUCCGAUGCAGUUGCUGAUGUGAAGAUGUCGUUUAAGUUUUGGACAGUAUAUAUUCUGCCUUAUUUUGCUGUAACAAAAACCAAAAUGAUUUGAUGACAGUUUCUCCACACUACACCUCAUGGUUUCAUGACUAUCUUUGCAUGCAAUCGCUUCCAUUUCUCCAGCUCUGAUAAAUGCUCCAUUACAGAAUGUUAUUUAAUGUAUGCACUGUUGCUGACAGUGACCAGGUAAGCUGGAAAGAAUACAACAUCACACAGACAAUGUACCUGAAACUGUUUUUGUGAAAUAUACAUAUAUACAGGUUGUCUGUGUUAGGUCUCCGUUUUAAGUGUCUGAGUGUUGUGCGUCUUCUUUUUGAAUCUGCAGUAUCCAGUGCCUCAUUGUGGCUGCUUACCACCAAGUUGUGUUGCUUCCUUAAUCAAGCACUUUGCGCGAACAUACACUACAAAUCGGAAUAGUAUUUUAAAAGAGAAAUAUACUGACUCGCUGUGAUUUAUUUUUCAAGUAUGAGUGAAAUAAAAUGCUCCAAGUGCAUUUAUCGGUUA
Molecule: messenger RNA, 6180 nt
Organism: Pleuronectes platessa (European plaice)
Lineage: Eukaryota; Metazoa; Chordata; Actinopteri; Pleuronectiformes; Pleuronectidae
Gene: kif1b
Product: kinesin family member 1B
Exons: 22
Coding region: 346-3900 (1184 amino acids)
Biological process (GO): vesicle-mediated transport; microtubule-based movement; cytoskeleton-dependent intracellular transport
Cellular component (GO): cytoplasmic vesicle; axon; microtubule
Molecular function (GO): plus-end-directed microtubule motor activity; ATP hydrolysis activity; ATP binding
Source: RefSeq, a predicted model, not a curated record